AUGGUGCUGAACGACUACCAUCUCUACAACAUUGAAAUACAGUUCAGGCCUGGUGUUCAUGUGCAUAAGUUGAGUAAGCGUUUCAGCGAUUUCGUGGAGUUCAAGAAGGAAUUGGAGGACUCUCUGCACAAGACCAUUCCUUAUAGCUUGCCUUCCAAAUUCACUGCGUUGUACCAGAGCCGCGCGUCAACUAUAGAGCAGCGGCGGGUUGGGCUGGCGGAGUUUCUGAACGGGCUCUUAAAUGACGAGCAGCUCAGAACUCACAAGCUGGUAGGGGAGUUUCUUUAUCUACCAGAAAACACAUUCACUCAGGAAAAGGAAGAACAAAUUCUGUCGCAAAUCGAGUGGCUGGAGGUGUCGAAGGAAGUAAAAGCACUGCUACAAAGUGUGCGGUCGAAGCUCUUCGCAAAACAGGCCAACGUUCUUGAGUGCAAGCGCACCCUGGACACCUGCGAGGCUAAAAUCGACCAGUUGAACAGAUAUGUGCACAACGAUGAGCUCGGAGCAGGCGAAAUCAAGCGGCGCAAGGCUAUUGUGGACCAGCAGCGUCAUGAAUGCAACGAACUGCGUGUUUUGUCAAGGGGCGUGGCUACUGCUACCGAAAAACCUACAUUCAAAAGAAGCCUGGGCAAAGCCAAGGAAACAGAGUCGACAGCUCGCAGCAGAAAAUGA
Molecule: messenger RNA, 672 nt
Organism: Ogataea angusta
Lineage: Eukaryota; Fungi; Ascomycota; Pichiomycetes; Pichiales; Pichiaceae
Exons: 2
Coding region: 1-672 (223 amino acids)
Molecular function (GO): phosphatidylinositol binding
Source: RefSeq, a predicted model, not a curated record